UCUCAUCCAACUGCUCUGCCGAGGGUCCUACGCUGGAUUCCCGGUCAGGGCAGUGUACCUUCACAAUUUGAUGUAGAUAGGCUGCUUAUGUAUGAUACACUUUCCUGUCAGAAGAACCCAUAACAACUUCCAAUCGAAAAUUAAAUAUACUUACUUACUUCGUAUUUUUUUGCAGAAAGUUUGCGGUGACCUCCAUUACGUUUCUCAGCCAACAGUUUGUCAUAUAAUAGAAAGGGUGUCAAGUGUACUAGCCACCAAAUUAAAUAAGUACAUUUACUUCCCAAGAACGAGACAAGACACAGAAACACUCAAAAAUGCUUUUGAAGAUUUAGGUGCCACAAGGAAUUUACCUGGUUUGCCAGAUAUUGUUGGUGCUAUCGACUGCACCCAUAUUAAAAUUACAAGACCACGUAGAAUCGAACAUUCAGAAGCUUACAGAAAUCGACAUGGGUGGUUUUCCAUCAACGUUCAGGCUAUGGUUGGACCAGACAUGGGAAUAUACGAUGUAGUGUCAAGGUGGCCAGGAAGCUCUCAUGACAGCAGAAUUUUUAGAAACGUUCAUGCGAGGCUUGAGAACAGAAAUAUUGAAGGGAUUCUUGUUGGUGAUGGUGGAUAUGCCUGCACCGGCAUUAUGUUGACGCCUGUACGGAAUCCUGUUACUCCGGCAGAAGAAAAUUACAACAAGGUGCAGAUUAGGACAAGGAAUGUAGUGGCAAGGACAUUUGGCGUACUAAAAAGAAGGUUUCCUUGCCUACAGAGGGGUCUUGGUUAUAAGUUAACCACAUCAUGCAAAAUCAUAUCAACAUGCUGCAUUCUCCAUAACAUUGCUCUACGGAAUGAAAUUGCUAAUGACCAUCUAGGUUUUGAAGCCAUCGCAAACUUGCAAGAACCUCUGGUUCCACCAGCCAGAAGACAUGCAGCCUGCAGAGGGCCUUGCUCUAAGAGCCGAGAUAAUAAGAAAUUUGUAUUAGGUGCUUAUUAUUUAAAUUAUAAUUAUUACGUAGAUAGCAUUAAUAUACACAUAAAAAAUAUAUUUAUAAAAAACAGCAAUCCUCUUUAUUUGCAGAAACAAUACAAAAUAAAACAGUACAAAUUAAAAAAAAAAUAGGAUUUUGAGGUAGCUUUGGUGCAAGAGUAUAAUACACUACUUAAACACUACAUAUCCUAUCUAAUAUUAUAAAUGCAAAACUGUGUCUGUCUGUUACUCUUUCACGCCAAAACUACUGAACGGAUUUGAAUGAAAUUUGGUAUAUAUAAUUAUGGUCUAGACCCUGAGAAAGAACAUAGGCUACUUUUUAUCCCGGAAUUCCCACGGAAAACUUUUAAAGGCGAACUUGCAGUCGCAAGUUCUGCGCAGAGCGAAGUGUACGGUCAUACGAACAGUGCCGAAACUUAAAAAAGCUCUUUUAAGUAGGGAGGAGAUGCUGGGUUAAACAGUAUGUUGUAAAGUAGAGAUCGUAUAUGCGUAUUCCGUCGAAGGCGAAUAGGAAGCCACUUGAGUUUAGAGCGAAAUUCGGAGACAUGGUCAUAUUUACGUAAACCAAAUAUAAACCGUAUGCAGAAGUUUUGAAGUCUCUCAAGCUUGUUCAGUUGCUCCUGGGUGAGAUCGAGUUAGCUGGCCUCAUAGUCAAGAAUCGAUAAUAAUAGAGAUUUCUAAAGCGCAAUCUUAGUGGAUGUUUAAUGAUCUUUAAAGGAUGUUUAAUCUUCUUUAUUCAGUUUUUUUCUUAAUAUAUCAAUUUUUAAUCGAGCUUCCUCCUUUUCCAAAUCAUAAAUUUCUUUUUUAUGGUUCAAUUCAAUUUCGUUCAUAAUUUUUAAAUGUAGCAUUUCUGCUUGAAAUCUUUCUUCCCGCUGCCUUAGAUCUUGUUUCAUUAUUUUAAUUUUUGCACUUUCAAUUCCGGAUGUAUCGGUGGCAAACUUUCACCUAGGACCACUUGCAGAAACAUAUUAAAUCUAGAUUUAGUGUCAAAUCUCGAUUUAAGAAACGUCAGUUCAUAUAAAAUUUGACACUAAAUCGAGAUUUUACACUAAAUCUAGAAUUAUUAUGAUUGUGCAAGUGGCCCCUAGUGCCAGCUUGCACCCUUGGCCUGGUGGCUGUACUGGGGGCUCGUGGGGGACUGAUAUGUGAUCUUUCAUCAGCAUCAACUAUGAUUUCAGUGAUUAGUUCCCCAUGUGAAAUUUUAUCUGUUUCUGCAGUUCGGUUGCUGGCAUGCAACCAAUGCACGUGGUCAUCGUCGUCAUUUGGUUUUACUGUAAAGAUAAAAAACAUAUAAAUAAAAACCAGCUUAGUGUGCUGUGUAGCACUUAUUGAAAUGAGUCCAUAAAUAAUUACCUUCAACUGCAUCAGAGUCAACCACUUUGACCACAGGAAGGACCGUGUUGAGCAUACCCAGCACAUGCUCACUCUCGCCAUCCAUGUUGGGGAUAGAGGGACCACCGCCGGUAUAAUUUCGUUGAUUUUCAAUCGUUUUUGCCUCUCUCGCCUUGGCCUUUCUUCUUCUUCAUUGGGUACCAUCUCCUAUCGGAGGUCGGCAAUCAUCUGGCUUAUUCUUUCCUUCGAGACUGCUGCUCGGAACAAGGAUGUGGUGUCGGUCUUGGCCUUUAGGUUGCUCCAAAAAUUUUUUUACUGCUUGGGAUUUGCCUGUAAUAAAAAUGCUCAUUAAUAUAUUUUUGUUUUACUACCUACUUACCAAAUGAUCAACACUGAAUAUAAAAUAUGAUUAGGAUGUUCUAAAUGAGAGAUAAAAA
Messenger RNA from Plutella xylostella (diamondback moth), 2745 nucleotides. Lineage: Eukaryota; Metazoa; Arthropoda; Insecta; Lepidoptera; Plutellidae. The record is from RefSeq and is a predicted model, not a curated record.